CUCCAGCACUCAUGCGGCUUUCAUUUACGUCAACAACACACAAGCACCCAAACUGAGGCUUUAUGCAUUUUUCAUAUGAACUCUGAUGCUCAACCGCUGCAUUCCAGGAUUCAGACCAAGAUAUUCUUCAUAAAGCAAAAAAGCGAAACUAAAGGAAAAGACGUCCGUUAUUUCAGUGUCUUAGAGUGAGGCCCAGGCUUCAGCAGGCCUCGGUGAGCACCGGCAUGAUGGAGGGGGGUAUGCAGCUGCUGAACCGGGAUGGCCACAGCAUCUCGCACAACUCCAAGCGCCACUACCAUGACUCCUUCGUGUCCAUGAACCGCAUGCGGCAGCGAGGCCUGCUCUGCGACAUCGUGCUCCAUGUGGCCAACAAGGAGAUCAAGGCGCACAAGGUGGUGCUGGCCUCCUGCAGUCCAUACUUCCACGCCAUGUUUACAAAUGAGAUGUCGGAGAGCCGUCAGACCCAUGUGACCCUGCAUGACAUUGACCCUCAGGCUCUGGAGCAGCUGGUGCAGUAUGCCUACACUGCUGAAAUUGUAGUAGGAGAAGGAAAUGUGCAGACCCUGUUGCCGGCAGCUAGUCUCCUGCAGCUCAACGGAGUGAGAGAUGCCUGCUGCAAAUUCCUUCUCAGCCAGCUGGACCCCUCAAACUGCCUGGGCAUCCGUGGCUUUGCAGACACUCACUCCUGCAGCGACCUUCUCAAGUCGGCCCAUAAGUACGUCCUGCAGCACUUUGUAGAGGUAUCGAAGACGGAGGAGUUCAUGCUGCUUCCCCUCAAACAGGUGCUGGAUCUGAUUUCUAGUGACAACCUGAAUGUCCCAUCAGAGGAGGAGGUGUACAGGGCUGUGCUUAGCUGGGUCAAGCAUGACAUUGAUGGGCGGAGGCAGCACGUGCCCCGGCUCAUGAAGUGUGUGCGCUUGCCACUGCUGACACGAGACUUCCUGAUGAGCAACGUGGAUACGGAACUGCUGGUGCGUCACCACUCUGAGUGCAAAGACCUGCUGAUUGAGGCGCUGAAGUAUCACUUGAUGCCCGAGCAAAGGGGUGUUCUCAGUAACAGCCGCACCCGACCACGCCGCUGCGAGGGAGCCAGUCCGGUCCUCUUUGCCGUAGGUGGGGGCAGUCUUUUUGCCAUUCAUGGAGACUGUGAGGCCUAUGACACUAGGACAGACCGCUGGCACAUGGUUGCGUCAAUGUCAACGAGGCGGGCACGAGUUGGAGUGGCUGCAAUUGGAAAUAAGCUCUAUGCUGUGGGAGGGUAUGAUGGCACCUCUGAUUUGGCUACUGUAGAGUCAUAUGACCCAGUAACCAAUGCGUGGCAACCUGAGGUGUCUAUGGGAACGAGGAGGAGCUGUUUAGGGGUGGCGGUCCUGCAUGGGUUGCUGUAUGCAGCAGGAGGAUACGAUGGUGCUUCUUGUCUCAAUAGUGCAGAGAGGUAUGACCCUUUGACCAGUACCUGGACCUCCAUCGCUGCCAUGAGCACCAGGAGGAGAUACGUUAGAGUGGCCACAUUAGAUGGCAGUUUGUAUGCAGUCGGCGGGUAUGACAGCUCCUCACACUUAGCCACGGUAGAAAAGUACGACCCUCAGAGUAAUGCCUGGACUGCCAUUGCCAACAUGCUGAGUAGGAGGAGCAGCGCAGGAGUGGCUGUAUUGGAGGGCAUGCUUUAUGUUGCGGGGGGCAAUGAUGGUACCAGCUGCCUAAAUUCAGUGGAACGAUAUAAUCCGAAAACAAACACCUGGGAGGGAGUGGCGCCCAUGAACAUUCGCAGGAGCACCCAUGACCUGGUCGCCAUGGAUGGCUGGCUAUAUGCGGUUGGAGGCAACGAUGGCAGCUCCAGUCUCAACUCCAUAGAAAAGUACAACCCUCGUAGCAACAAAUGGGUGGCGGCGUCGUGCAUGUUCACGCGCCGUAGCAGCGUGGGAGUCGCUGUCCUAGAGCUCCUCAACUUUCCUCCUCCGUCCUCUCCUACUCUUUCCGUUUCCUCCACCAGUCUUUGACAAAGGGUAAAAACCCGGCUUAGCUCCAGCGGCCUGCCCUGCGUAGCCAAGAGGCGCAACUGCUCGGUUUGAGCAUCAGACGAAGAGCAUUUCGUGGGCCACAGCGCCCCUAUCUGCCUGGAGGAAUACUGCAGCAUUCUGCAGAUCAAGAGGGUAAAAAAAAGGAUGAAAUGAAAAAACACACACUCUCUCACACACUAAGCCUCCACAACUCUCACCCUAUAAACCCAGUGCUUGAAAGUGCAAAAUAAUGUUGCUCUGCCAUUUUGCGGUCACUUUGUGUAUGAUGUAUAUCUAAAUGUAUAUUUAUGUUUACGAUUCUUUUUUGAAAUACUAAGAAAUAAUAUAUAUAAAAAAAGAAUGAACAACUUUAGGAAUGUAGCUAUUGACUGGUUCUGCCAAGCAUGUUUACAGAAAUUUCAUCCUGGCAGAAAAUAAUAUUGUAGUGCUGCUGUGCCACACUAGGUGGCAGUAAUGUGCAAUGCUGCCCUGUCUCACCACAGCCGCGCAUGGACAUUUAAAAGCAGAAAAUUCACACAAAAACGGUGGAUGGAUUCUACAUGUACACCAGAUCAUGUUGACAGCAUAAUAUAUGUUUUACCUAUUUUCCUAUUUAUUUAUCAAAUGUAAUAUAAACAUAUGACACUAUUUCAGAGAUGUUUGAAGGACCACCUCUAACUUAAGAGGGGAAAUAUAGUUUUAAAACUGCUAAUGGACAUACCUAUUACAUAUCAGAGAAGCACUGGUGUUUGGUAUGAAAUGUGAGAUUUAGGAAGAACAGGUAUUUAGUCUUUUAUCUAACGAACAUGUUCGGUUUGUUUUAUACAGUCACGUAUUUCAAGCCUUCAAGAGUUUGAGCUCUACACAAGUGCAAACUUGACUAAUAUGACACGUCUAUUUCACUAACCAGGAGAAAUGUCUUUCUAAUGAAGACUAUAGCCAUACCUAAAACUAGCUGUGACAUUAAAGCUGCACUUUCUCAUUUCUCAUGUUUUCGAAAGGGUGAACGGUGCUCAGAACUAAUUCUGAUUAGCUAACGGGUAAUCAGUAACACUGACACUUCAAUAUCGAGCCCUUCAAUGUGAGUAACUCGGCUAUUUUGAGCUCCUAUAUGUUGUGUGUCACAUUUAUUAGUAUUUUGUCGUAAGUCUUUAGUUAGUGAAUCAUGUCAUUGUAUAUUGCAUUUUCUAAACUUGGCUUAUUUCAUCAGAUAUAGAUAGUACGUGUUGUGCUGUGAUGUCAUUGGUAACGGCCACUACCAAUGCAUCUUACCUCUGAUGGGCAGGUGAGUGAACGCUGGGUUUGUGAGUAAUUCGUUUAUCUUAUGAGAGCACAGAUCGCCCCAAAACAAAAGAUAGUUCCCCCAAAACAAGGUUGUUCUAAACCUGUAUGACCUUAUUUGUUAUGUAGAAGAAUGUCCAAGCUUGUCUUUACAAUUUGAAGUGGAUGGGAAUACGGACAAUUGUAUGGGAAAAGAGCAGCUUGGACAUUCUGCUAAAUAUCUUUACAGUUUAAAACAACACGAGGGUGAGUACAUUUUUGGGGGAACUAUAUCUAAGUAAAUCUUGCUCUCUGCCAUUUUACGUAGGUUUUAAAAUGUAGCGUAGUAUUAUAUGAUUUCUAAACUUCUGAGAAGUUAGGAUUUUGUUUCCUUUUUUUAAGGACUUUGUUAAUUCAGAGAAAUUAAGGUCAGUAUGAGUUUGUGUCCAGGGAGAUCAGAGUGCUGUGUAUGUGUGUGUUUCUGUAGAGGUGAAGCAUUCUGCACUUUGACAAUACAUGCAUAACAACACAGGACCACAACCCCACAGAAAGGAAAAUUACAGUAUAUGUAUAUAACCAAAUAUCCUGAAACUUUGUGCAAUGUCAGUGUAACUGUGGCUUUUUUUCUUUUGUCUUUUAUUUUUUUCUUUUUGGAUUGUAACGUUGUUGAAUGUGUUAUUUAUAUUGUGGUUAUGUUUUGCUAUAUUUAAGAACAAACAAACAUGAAUUUUUUGCACUAAUGUCAAAUGGAGCAAUAUACUGCUGUAUAAACUCAAAACACACUACUGUAAAUGAAAUAAAGAUGUUUUCAGGUGGAAUGCGAGUUUGAUCUUAUUUAAAUAAACUGACACAUUGU
Molecule: messenger RNA, 4116 nt
Organism: Labeo rohita (rohu)
Lineage: Eukaryota; Metazoa; Chordata; Actinopteri; Cypriniformes; Cyprinidae
Gene: klhl17
Product: kelch-like family member 17
Exons: 12
Coding region: 225-2000 (591 amino acids)
Molecular function (GO): protein binding
Source: RefSeq, a predicted model, not a curated record